AAUCGAGGUGUGAUGAGACAAAGAUGAUAAUUAGGCUAGCGAGUCACGAUUGCGUCACGUCACCGCCCCACAUGUGCACACAGUACAUGACCAUAAUUACUGGCAGUACAUUUUCGUCUGCACAUGUAAACAUAUCAUCGAACUGAAUACUCAGCAAAUAGUUUGAGCAAGAGAUAUUACACGGUGACCUGUAAAUAUGCAAAAGUGGAUUGCUAACGUGGGUUAAGUACGCCUUAUUGAUGAUCAUCCUCAGUGUGGAGUUGGUUACAGUCAACAGAGACACACAGUAACCAUGGCAGCAGCAGCAGCAUCAGAGAACAUUCAGAAGCAGGCAUCCUCGCUCUUCUCUCAAUUGAAAUACGAGCAUCUGGUAGCUGGUAUCAGUGGAGGUGUUCUGUCUACUAUGGUUCUUCAUCCUUUGGAUCUCAUUAAAAUCAGGUUUCAAGUGAAUGAUGGUAACCAAGCCCGACCCACAUACAAUGGACUGAUCCAUGCCUGUAGGAGCAUUGUCACACAGAGGGGUUAUCGAGGACUCUAUCAAGGCGUAAUACCCAACGUCUGGGGCGCUGGGGCAUCUUGGGGAUUCUACUUCUUUUUUUACAAUGCAAUAAAGACAUACAUGCAGGCAGAUACAUCUACACCACUAGGUGCUGGUCAUCACAUGUUAGCUGCUGCACAAUCAGGUGUGAUGACUCUCUUCAUAACUAACCCUAUCUGGGUUGUGAAAACUCGUCUCUGUCUUCAGUAUGAUGGUAUUGACAAGAAGUUAGAUACAGGUCAUUCAGGUAGAAGAUACCGAGGGAUGUUAGAUGCCUUGUACAAGAUCUAUAGAUAUGAAGGACUACGGGGACUGUAUAAGGGUCUCGUUCCAGGACUGUUUGGUGUAUCCCAUGGUGCAUUGCAGUUUAUGGCCUACGAGGAGCUCAAGAAAUCUUAUAAUAGUUACAUGAAUCUUCCAUCAAAUGGACAACUGGGUGCUUUAGAGUACAUCACCUUUGCAGCAUUAUCCAAGAUGUUUGCCGUAUUAACAACGUACCCCUACCAGGUAGUACGGUCCAGGUUACAGGAUCAACAUGCACAGUACCAAGGAGUCAUCAACACAAUUAGGAUUACACACAGGGGUGAAGGAUGGAAAGGUUUUUACAAGGGACUGAUGCCAAACCUCUUAAGAGUCACACCUGCAUGCUGUAUUACAUUUGUUGUUUAUGAGAAGAUCUCCCAUGCUCUGCUGCCAUCCAAAGGAUGAACCAGAUAGACCAGAUUCAGAGGGUGCGGUAAUAUUCAGGACCUCCUACAACAACAGAGGUAGCCAAGCUGAGAUUUGAAGAUGAUCUAAACGAGUGCUGCAAUCAUUAGUGAGGAAUUGACAUUGCACAAAUAUACUAUUCCAUUUGCAAGGUUUCUCAUUUCAAGUGAUGCAGCGGUUUCAUUCUUAAUCAUCAGAUAAAGCCCAUAGUACUCUUUGACUAGUUUAUUUCUCAUUUUAGUUGUGAACAUUUGAAACCCAUUUUUUGAUUUGCAUUAAUUAAUUUAAGCAUUAUAAAAUUGUUACUCCCUUUUAUAUGUUCCCUUCUUGUAUGCCUUACUGCAACCCUGUAUGUUGUAUGUAAUUUGUAGAAUAUCCUUUGGCACUAAGGGUUUUGAUAUUUGGGAACUUAAAAUCCUAGGGCAAGUUUAACAAUACCAUCAUGAGUUCUUGUAUGUAUGUAUGUAUGUAUGGACACCUCAAAGAAAAUUGCCUUAUAAAAUUCACAUCGGUUAUUCCCGACUUAGACUUGUGAUGCUUUCAAGAAACUUGCCCCUGGUAUGUGUAGUUUUGGGAUUGACCUUUAUUUCUAAAAUUCAUUAUUUUAUCAUGUUCUGACAUCCAUCCACUUCUCUCUACACAUGUUCAGUAUAGUGUUGAGAAAAUUGAAGUAUAUUUAGGAUUCUCGGAUUAUGAUUUAUUCAUUAUUGUACCUUAAUACUGUAUUUACUUGAGGUGGUCGUGCUAUAGGUUAUUGGGUUAUCCAGAGUUAAAAGAUCCUUAUAUCAACUAUUAAAAUUACAAUAAUUUUUAAAUAUUUUUUAAAUCCUGUAAAUGUAGUUGAUUUUUAUUACAAGGCAGAUAGAUACCUUUGAAACGUAUAUAUUAGUCAUGUAUAACAAACCAAGUAACAAUUUAAAAUCUUUGUUUGCAAAGAAGAUACAAUGAAUACCAUAUCAUACCAUGAGAAUGUGCUACAGGCAUGAAGCUCACAAAUGGUGAAUUGGAUUAUGAGAUGCACAGUGAAAUCAUGAUACAAAGAAAUUAAUGUUAAUGGUUUUUUAGCAAGUACCGGUACCACUAGAAUCAUCGCUGCUUUUCAGUCCCAUCUUUCAAAUAAGAGUCAAUGCUGAACCGAGGCCCUCUUCCUUUUGUAUGCACAUGUAGUAUUCUGGCCAAGGGCUGCCCCCACAAUGCAACAGUUGCAUCAUCUUUCGUGUAAUUCUUUUAGUUAAGAAUUGUUACGCUGUUUUCUUGAUAUUGUUUAUCUUUAUUUAAGAAACAGAUUUGUUAAUAGAAUUACCAAAAAUAGAAAGAAAAAAAGGGCAGAUCACUGGUUGAUGGUUGUCAUAGGUAACUGCGUACAGGGGAGAUACAGUUAUACAAAAUCAUCAGAAGUAUUCCUGAAAUGUUAUGGAAGAAAUGAUUUUCUUGUGUAGAUGCAAAUGGGCAAAGCACAAAAUAACUCAAUUCAUGCAAUUUGUGCAAAGGCAAGAGGAGAAGAUGCAGGGAUAUAUAAAUAAAAGAAUCAAGUUGUGACAUCAUUGAUACUCAAAUGAAAGAGUUGCCAUAUAUCUUUAUGAAAAAGUGAUCUUUAUACAACCUUUUUGUCAUCUAUUUUCUUCCUGAUCAAGUAUGGUUUGAUAUUCAUCUACAUUUUAAAGAAUACAUUUUGAACAAUGAAUGGUGCAAUCAGUGUGUGAGAUGAUGAUGAUGAAUAAAUGUACAAUGCAUUUCAUA
Molecule: messenger RNA, 2986 nt
Organism: Strongylocentrotus purpuratus (purple sea urchin)
Lineage: Eukaryota; Metazoa; Echinodermata; Echinoidea; Camarodonta; Strongylocentrotidae
Gene: slc25a32
Product: mitochondrial folate transporter/carrier
Exons: 8
Coding region: 293-1246 (317 amino acids)
Biological process (GO): folate import into mitochondrion; nucleotide transport
Cellular component (GO): mitochondrion
Molecular function (GO): folic acid transmembrane transporter activity; FAD transmembrane transporter activity
Source: RefSeq, a predicted model, not a curated record